Molecule: messenger RNA, 1085 nt
Organism: Pelagomonas calceolata
Lineage: Eukaryota; Pelagophyceae; Pelagomonadales; Pelagomonadaceae
Source: the annotation of a GenBank genome assembly
CUCCUCUCUCCUUUGACGACGUCGAGCUAGGGAUCCCCGGCAACACGGCUCUCUCUUUUGGCCGGGGCGCAAGCGGGCAUAAGCAGGAAGAAUAGCCUUACAGCGGCUAGACGCUCGAUCCUCGCUGGCGCGCAUCAGCUGGCAAAGCCUCCACCCUUGUGGCGUAGUGAUCACAUCUGUGGGAGAUGCUCUCAUAUAUGAGCAUGACUCAAAAGCGGCAGCUGGCGCUUUGCCUGCGCAACACAGUAGUAGGGAUGACCCUGUCGUUCAUCCUGUGGCAGGCCUGGGGCGCAGCGAACGACCUCGCAUUGGAGUAAAUGCUGCCAGCGCUAUGCAUCGCUCUCGCGACACGGCUCGCCACGGAUGGCGUAGCAAAAGUCGACGGCGUCCUGCCCGCGGCGCUAGCCGCAGACGUGAGGGCUGUCGCGCUGGCAUCGGCCGUGCCUGCUCAGCGCCAAGAGGUCCCGCUCUCGCUCAAAAACGAUGCCGUGGCGAGCGCGGCAGCGGCCGUGGCGUUGUCUCCCGUCGGUGCCGCCCUGGAGGAAUUGUGCGGCGGCGACGCGCCGCUCUUCGACCUGUGCGCCGUGAUCAGUGCACCCGGUGCGGCGAUUCAGCCGCUGCACUCCGACUUGGGCUUCGACGGCGCGGAAGCGGCGCCGCUCUACACGUGCUUCGUCGCUUUGCAGGAAACGCCAUCGGCGCUUGGACCAACCGAGUUCUGUCUGGGCAGCCACACCGACGCCGCCGCGCACAACUCGCUUCGCGCGGGAGCUCUCUCACGGGAGGCGGUCCCCUUCCCUCUCGCCGUCGGCGCGGCGGUCCUCUUCGACCCGCGGAUCGCGCACCGCGGCGGCCCGAACUCAUCGAAUCGUCGCCGUGCCUAUCUGUCGAUGACGUUCGCCAACCCGCGCGGCUCGGCCCCGGUGAUCGUGCCGGCGCCCGGCGACGUGCUCGUGUCCGAGGGCGGGAUUUCGGCCGACGACGGGGGCGUUUGGACGCUUCGCGAGCUCGGCGCGCUCCACCCCUGAGACAGUUGUGUGUGCCCCUACUAGUAAGUGUUCCAAGAACUACAAGUUAGAGGCGCG